Molecule: messenger RNA, 7878 nt
Organism: Coturnix japonica (Japanese quail)
Lineage: Eukaryota; Metazoa; Chordata; Aves; Galliformes; Phasianidae
Gene: TINAG
Product: tubulointerstitial nephritis antigen
Biological process (GO): proteolysis
Molecular function (GO): cysteine-type peptidase activity
Source: RefSeq, a predicted model, not a curated record
ACAUACAUUUGUAAAAUGAUUUCCAAAGAUCUGUAAUAGAAAAGAUUUUCAUUUUGCUAGUGGCAGUGCAAAGCAAAAGAAUCAUUUGCUUGGAACCACACAGAUGGGAGGAGACAUGUAGACAUAAGGAAAAGGAUUAUAAUUUCUAGUGAUUCAUCUGAGUUUCCAUGAGCACAUGGGGAUGAACUUUCCUCAUCUUGUACCUGAUGCAUUACAAGACUCAAUGCCCAGAUUUUUGCCUUCUAAGCAAAACUCAAUCAAAAAACGCACAACAACUCUGAAGGUUAUGAUUUAUGUGAUGUACAACUACUGCAUGCUGCUGACCUCAUCUUUUCUAUUGACUUCCAUUCUGAAAAUUGCCUGCAAAAAUCAAACUAAAAAUCAGGUGGUCUGAUGUAAUUUUCCCUCCACCACAGUUCUUUUUUAUGUGACAUGGACAGGGUGGGAUGCAUACCCAAUCAAAACAUUGCUGACAAGAAAUCAUAUUAAAGAAUUGAGUUUUGGAUUACAAGUCCAUACAUAGAAACACACACACAUAUUCUCCCUGAAGGUCCGUGCCAUUCCCAGCAAUGCAUCUGGACAGCUGUACUGCCAGCUGUGCUCUCAAGAGUCGCUGCCUUUUGAUUCUGUGACCUUCUGCAGCACUGAAUGGUCCAGUUGAAAUCAGAGGGAAAGAUUCCCUUCACUCCCUGCUAUUUACUUCAUCAAGGUCUUCUCAAUCACUACCAAAGCGAGAAGGAAGAAUGACUAUUUUUUACAUCUGCUUUUCUAGCUUGGAAGUCUUCAAUUAUCUUGUAACUGUUCAUGUUUCAAACUGUUAUUUUUCUGCAAUUUAGCCUUACAUGCUAUCACCCCUACCAGCUUCAAAAUACUUUGCUGUUCUUUCUUUUUUUUUCCCCCUGAAUAUUUUAAGGUUAGGCAAUAGGACCGUGCAGAUUUCUUCAGGACUGCGGUUCAAAAACCUGGAGUUCAUGGAUCAAUGGUUGUUCCACACGUCUUUUCAGAUCUGCUUAGCUUUUCUUUGUGGUUUUAUUAUUCCAGCAAUUUCCUCUUUAAAUCAAAAUGAGCACUCAUCAGUGGGCAUUUAUUACUAUAGCUACUGACAUUACCACAUUUAACUUUACUAAAGAAAUGUGAAUAUUGAAAGAAUAGAUUUGGAUAAUUGCUUAUACUGAAUAUCACCUGACUUUUUAAUUUUUCCUGUAGUUAAACUGUAAAAUUAAGCUUGGAAAUGAGAUUGAAAUGGGGCAUGCAGGGUAUGUUUACUGCAGUGACAGUCAGUGAUCUAUAGCCCUGCAUAUGGGAUAGGAAAAUGAAGGUGAGAUGCAAUGUAAGUUAGUCACAGUUUCCGAUUGCAUGGAAGGUAAGUGAAGCCCAAAGAAAGAGACCUUCCUUUGACACUGUGUGUUCAUUCCUUGCAUUGUUUUCAUUUUAGAUGUUUAAAAUAUGGAACUAAAAUAUUGGGCUGUAUAUAUGCUGCAUAAUAAACCUUUACCAGAAAAUUUAUCACUUGCAAAAGAAUGCAUCCAACAUUUAAUAAUUAAGGAUACAUAGCUAUAGCUCUAUUUCCAGUCGUGUCUUUUUUCUUUUAGCUUGGGUAAAUAAAGCUGUUUAUAACAGGUCUGAGUAAUGAUUAACACAUAUAGAGUCCUUUUAAAAAAACUGUAGACUGCAGCUUUCUGUUCAGAUUUGUUUCUGACCAGUAACUGGAGCUAUUAUAUCUACAGUAAAUGGACUGUUACUGAAGCACAGAGAGCCUUAAAAAGGUGGCUAGAGGCUGAAGAAUGUGGCUCAAAAGUCAGAUCUUGCUCUUAUAUUGCAUUGCAAGUGAAGUUUGGAUGGCAAAGCGGCUUGAAGCUAGAAGGAAUUUGACCAAGGAACUUUAUUCUCUUGAAGACAGUGGUUCUGCAAAGUGGAACAGGCUGAAAAGGAGUCUGUAUCAGGGCAAGUCCUGCAGGAUACGAGGCUGCUGCACAGGAAGGAAUGAUGACUGCAGCUUUAACAUUGCCUCCAGAGCAGCUAUAUGUUACUGUGACCAGUUCUGUGCCUCAGGUCCUCCUGGCCCCAUAGACUGUUGUGCUGACUACUGGGAUGCUUGUGAGAACGCUGUUGAGCCCACCAGGUCUGAUGAGCCUUGGCCACCUCCAGCAUCAGGUUGUUAUAAAGAUGGCCGAUAUUAUGGAGGAGGAGCAAUAAUUAAAGACAACUGCAAUUCCUGCAAAUGCGUCCAAAGUAAAUGGAAGUGUUCAAAUGAAGUAUGCCUUGUCCGCCCAGACUUGAUUCAUCACAUCAAUUCUGGAGAUUAUGGAUGGAAAGCUGACAACUAUACUCAGUUCUGGGGCAUGACACUGGAAGAAGGUUUCAGAAAGCGCUUGGGCACAUUACCUCCAUCUCAUUCCUUGCUGAACAUGAAAGCAAUUCCAGGAAGCUCCUUUCCAGAAGAAAAAUUUCCUGAGUUUUUUGCAGCCACUUAUGCAUGGCCUGACUGGAUUCAUGAUCCUUUGGACCAACGAAACUGUGGAGCAUCCUGGGCAUUUUCAACAGCAAGUGUUGCAGCAGAUAGAAUAACAAUUCAUUCUGAUGGUCAAAUCACAGACAAUCUUUCUGUUCAGAACUUGAUCUCUUGUGAUACCAGGAAUCAACAUGGAUGUAAUGGUGGCAGUAUUGAUGGUGCUUGGAGAUAUUUGACAACACAUGGGGUUGUAUCCUAUGCCUGCUAUCCAUUAUCUUGGAAGCAUCAUCCGGAUUCACCAAGUGACAAUCAGUGUAAUGUGUCCAGUGAAUAUGGAAAAAACCAUACAAAUGGGCCUUGUCCCAAUGCUUUCGAAGAUUCCAAUAGGUUAUACCGCUGCGGCUCUCACUACAGGGUCUCUUCAAAAGAAACUGAUAUAAUGGAAGAAAUCAUGGCCAAAGGACCUGUGCAAGCUAUAAUGAAGGUAUAUGAGGAUUUUUUCCUUUACAAAGAAGGAAUCUAUAGACACUCCUACAAAGCAGGAUCCAAAUGGAAAACUCACUCUGUGAAACUCCUUGGGUGGGGAUAUUUACCUGGCAAAAAUGGACAAAAACAGAAGUUCUGGAUUGCAGCAAAUUCGUGGGGAAAAUAUUGGGGAGAAAAUGGCUAUUUUAGGAUUCUACGUGGACAAAAUGAAUGCGAUAUUGAGAAGCUGAUUUUAACUACUUUGGGAUGACCACUGCCUUUUACCUGAAGUAUUGUACUGUAUGCUUAUUUGUGUAUCUGUUCUUCCACUGUUGUACAUCGAGUCUUUCCAGAGAAAUACAAAAUUAAUCUCCUAUGUUUUCUUUCUUUCUGCUGUGGUUUGUUCCUGACUUGAACACACUGCAGCUAUCAUAAAAGUGGUACAGUCCCACCCAGUUCAAACACUCCUCUAUACAAAGAGCAAAUUGUCUCCAAGACUACUGACGACCUUGAUGUCUCAUAGAGCAGGAAGUUCUGUCUCCUAUUAUUUACAUCUCAUCACUGUUUUGUUGCAUUAAUGGUGACUGAUUCAGCAGUGCCUGAAAAAAAUGGAGUUAUAUUGGUUGUGUUAAUCUCUUUAUGAUACGUACUGUGGUCACAAAUCCCUUUAGAAAUGUAAUGUGCUUUUCACACAGAAUUGCUCAUGGUCAUAGUAGAUAAAAAAAAGUACAAAUUAAUGUAACUAGAAGUCUCAUCCUGUUACAGAACAACUGUCUCCAAUUCUAGCAUACAUAAAUUGUAUCUGUGUAUCAUUUUCUCUUCCAAGAAAGUAAUUUUUUAUUAGCAGGUUUCCUAAAGUUUAUGUAUCUUAUGUAAUAUAAAAAUUGCUUUUAAUGAAACAACAUAUUCCUGUUCCUACAAUCACAAUUAAAAAUGUGCAAUCUAAAUAGUUUAAUUGAAUGAAAAACAAACAAAAAAGGAGAUAACUUUUCCCUAAUGAUAUCUAGACAAGUUUAAUUCCUGCUUGCCUUCCACUUAUGGUUUUACCCAGGAGCAGAAAAGUGCCAGUUCCUUUAUCAUUCCCGAAGGAUAUUUAUUUUGCCCUACAGGAAAGAUCAGAAAAGACAUUCUGGUAUUUGUUCCCACUGCCAUCCUUGUAGCCCAGACAUAGCUCAAACCAUUUACCAGAAAGUAAUUAGUAGUUAGAGGCCUUUCCAGUCCUAACACUCCCUUAGCUACUUCUGUCUGUAGAAACUGCCUACUACCACACAUCCCCUCUCAUCAGCAUUGCUACAGACCUCUAUGGGCUUGAGAACUCUUUGGCCUAAGUAUUUUCUAAAAUAGAGAUAUUGCUGCUAUUGGCAUGUGGAGAAAUGAAAUACCCUCUGCCUCUCUUAGUCACUUUUCAAUUAUUCCAAAGGGCACUUGCCAACUUGAAUCAUCAGACCUAAAAUUACCUACAAAAGAAACAACUGUGGCGAGUUAAAUAGAUGGGGAGAAAAUACUGCCAUUAAAUUACAGUAAAUGAAUUUUCAGUGGGAUUUCUUUGUCUUUAAUAGACUAUUUCUCAUUCUUUCAUUUCUAGAAAAUGAAGAACUAGACUUCUAUUAUCAUCAGCAUAGGUGCAUAAUAGCUAUUCCUUCAAGAACAGUUAAUGUUGUUAUAUACAACAGAUGUCCUUGCCUCUAAGUUUAUGUUUCUUGAACUAAUCUAGGUUCUUGACUUAUAGUGGUUCACUACUGAAAGAGCUAUUAUAAAAAUGUAUCAUAUUGCUGCAGAACAAUCUCUUGCAUGGCUUCUAGUGUCAUAUGAUAAACUGAAUUUAGACACAAAAACUUCCAGCACUUGAAAUCUGUAGCGAAUUAUAAUACAAGAAGUUUUAGAAGAGCUAAGUGCUUUGAAAGAAGUAGUAACCUUUCUAGGUUUGUUGAGAUAUUUCAGUACAUGCAAGGAACAUGCACUGAGCUACCAACAUGGCUACGUCCAAAUGCUUGGUGUGUAUUGAUUCCAUAAAAUUCAAAGUUUCAAAAGAGUAGGACUUGUCUCUGCAUUGAACAGUACUGCAAAAACAUAUGCACUGUGGGUUGGGCUUAAUUCAGUUUCAAAUUGUUUUGCACUGAUCUAUAUCUUACAGUGUUUGCAAGAUCUGUCCAGGAUCUGGGCGGUCAUAUUAAGCACCUUUAGUGGUAAGAGAGCUCAAAACUAGUUCUCUAGUUCUUUAUCUGCUCAAAUGGUCAUCCUGACUUGAAAGAAACACCAAAAGCACAUGAAACAAACCCCAUCAUGGGAAAGCAACUCUUGUAAAGUUAUACCAUUUUACCCUUAUUCUGGGGUUAAUUUUUGGUGCUCUAGGGAGUCCGUAACUCAAGACCUUCUUUAUGCUUUCUCAAUAUCAUAAAGCUAAUGUGGAAAUGUUACAGUAUCUGGAAUUUAAAUAGCAUCUAACAGUAUCUAUGGGAACUACUUUGCUCUUUGAAAAGAUGCUUGAGGUGUGUGCUUUCUGCCAUUAAGAGCAUAAAGGUCUACUGUCAGUCAGUGCAAGUCUGCUCACCAAGACCCUCAUGCAAACAGGGCAAAUGAGCUUUUACAACCUGCACAUGUAUUUUUCUAUUUGUCGUGAUACACAGCCUAUGGAAAACCAAAUUAAAACUACCUGAUCUCAAGAGAAUAAAAUUUGCUGAGGUUUGUGAAAGCCUUGACAUUAGGGGAUAGGCAGAAAAGAUGGAAGGAAAGAGGAAAGUGAUUUAACUUUUUUUUCUGUUUUCAUCCAGGAUGGGAAGCAAAAACUAGUUAUAUUUUGCCUCAGAAUCAGAACAUUUCUUGGGUUUCAGUUCUUUCUGAAACAAAUUUUCAGGAUCUGUUUGCACAUUUUUUAGCAAGUCCAGGCCAAGCUCUGAGAAAGCCCAAAGCAAGAGUAUGUUUUUAUUAGAACUUGAUGUCUUUACUCCACCCAGGUUGGCUUGGAAAUCACCCCCAUUUCCCUUUUAUUUCCUUGCUGGUUGUAUCCAAAAUCAAAAUGGGUUCUGACAGGAGAUAAAUGCAGUUACAUUGAAGCAGAGCAGCAGGAUUUUAAAAAAAUAUGUGUUUGGAGUCCAGUGGGUGGACCCUGCCAAGAUGCAAACAACAGUCCUACACAAAGAAAUACUACAGCACCACGGGGGAGGCUGCCUGUGCGGUGUUUUCAAGGUAAAUAAUUUCACAAUGAUUCAUCCAGGAAAAAAUCCCAGAUAGAAUGAGAAAAAUCAUAAUGAGUCGCUCAUCUGUCUGAACUGUGAAGAAUUAACUGUUCCAUUACACUGGAAAACUUUCUGCUUUUGAGUGAAGUUCAGAGGAACAGAUGGCAUUUCAAUAAUUAGCAAUUUUUGAAGUGGAUUUUUCAUUCACUGUUCUGAUUCUUCUCUGCUUCCUCUUGGGGUGCUGCUUCUCAGUGCAUUUUCAUUUGUGUAUUACCCUUGUUAUUACAAACAUGCUCAUGUUUUUGACAGUCAAUUUGAUAUUGAAGUAUAGAUGAAGGUAAGCCAUCUGUGUAUGCUUAUAACUGAGUUCCCAUAAGUUUCUAUGCAGUUUCAGAGUGGCUGUUAGAGUUUACUCCAGAAGAGCAGGGUAACAAAAAAAUUAACCUAUUACCUGGGCACCAAAUUUUCUCAGUGGACAGACCUCACAAGUGACAACUGCAGGGAGCAAUAGAAUGUAAAUGAGCAUAACAGCAGCUUUGAUGCCAUCCAUUUUUUCAGAUUCUGUUUUAAUAAUGAAGUAGCUGUCAAACACACAUAUAGUACUAGUUGCCAGGCUUUGUUUUUCAUUAUACCUCCCUUGGUAUGACCAGCUGCCUUAGUUUCAGCUGGGACAGGUAGAACAAAUGACUGUGCGGUGCUUAGCAAUAAUAAUAACAAUACCUGCCUACCUGUUAUCACCUCUCUCUUGAUUAGGCUAUUGGAGAGAAAUACCAGAGAUGCAGGAAAAUUUUGGACUAUUUGGAGAGUAAGAUAAGCAAGCAAUCAACUUUUUCAUUCCAUUAGUUUGGUUUCCAGAUCUGAUGAUCACACAAACAGAACAGGAUGAAGGACAAUGCAGCCCUGGCUAGAGUGCCCCUUUGAGAUGUAAGCUGUGCUGCCCACCAUUUUAUGGUUCUAGCACCAGUCUAAGAUCCAGGUUCGUUCUGUUAAAAGACCUUUUGAAGUUUAAAGAUGCAUCUGUCAGUGUAGAUAGAUAGAUCUAGUAGAUUUAGAAGAUAGUAGAUUUAGAGGCAUUCCAAACCAUGUGGUGCAUUGGCUAGAAGCUCUUUCUUUAUUCAAACAUGCUUUUAAGCCGUCCACUUUCAACACACACAAAAGGCCUCUGUAAGUUAUUGAUUGCUAUUUCUACUGCUCUUUCAGAAAGAAACUGUCUGUCUCUAGUAUAACGUAUUCAUCAGUGAUACAUUCAAUAGUAGACAUGCAGGGAAGGUCUUCUGAAAGUGGUUAGGAAGGCAGCCAGUCAAGUUCUAUUGAUGCACAGAGAGGCUGGGUGAAUUAUUUUGGGUGCUUAUGAAAAGCUCACUUAUGAGUAUUAGAAAACUGAUUUAUGUUCAUAAAACUUCACUCUUUGCAGACACAAUGUGACUUUUUAAGAGCAUCUUAAUGGAGUCUAGCUUGAACCUAAAAUCAAUAUUUCAUUUAUCUUAAAGAGAGUCUUUGCACAAAAAAUAGUGCCUGGAAUAAAGAUAUAAGAGAUUCUGUCUGACAAAGUCAUGUAAUCCUUCAUAUACCAGCAGUACCAUGUGAUCCACACUUUUUCUGUUUUGUACUUUACAUUGUGCUUUGUAUUUUGAUGUGAACAAAUUGAUAUCUGUUUUUCAGUUGAUUUAUCAAUUAAGAGCCUGAUUUAAAGUUACAAAAUUUUGUGUUCGAAUGUACAUACAGAUUCUUGUAUUGAUGGCAGAGGCUUUUGAAGGUUUACUUCAAGAUCAACUAGUUAAAUGA